Messenger RNA from Rodentolepis nana, 1104 nucleotides. NCBI's taxonomy places the organism in Eukaryota, Metazoa, Platyhelminthes, Cestoda, Cyclophyllidea, Hymenolepididae. The record is from the annotation of a GenBank genome assembly.
UUCGACGUCGUAUGGAACUUUCAUGGUCUCUUUCAGCAGUCGCUGGUGUUCUGUGGUCCACUUUACCAUAUUAUUGCAUAGAGUUGCAUGAUCAUCGCAAACAUCUUCCUCCAGCUGUUCAAUAUGUCGAACGACCUCGUGGAAGUUGAACAAUUCCUCCGAGACCUCUCCGUCAUUGGCUGAUCUUAACAUCGCGAGGUCAUCGUCAUCAUUCUCGUCAUCAUAAUCGGCUUCAUCCAAUGCACCACCGUAGGCACCACCUGAUGAACCGUGAAGGGACACACCACCACUUCCGUUAUAAGAGGAGUAGAGAACAUUUCCUGAAGGAUCUCCACGACCACCACCACCUGCUGCGCUCAUUCGACUUAUCUGUGGUCCACGAGUGGAGAAUUGACCUGCAAGGUAGUUGGCAUCACCUGUUCCCUGGCCUCCAUUUCCGGUUCCGCCGUUGAUAUUUGCUGGGCCCAGUUCUUUGACGCGAUCAGCGUAGCGCAGUGUAUUGAGGGUAUGUUCGCAGGAGGAAAUGCCAGGCGAGAUCAUUGCAAUCAUGCAGGUUCGUGAUCGAUCGCCAAUGAAGGAGUCACGCAGUACUUGGGUUAAUUUACUGGCUCUGAAGGGCCGGUGAGCACCCUUACGACCUAAAGCUCGAAUACACUCCUUAAGAGCGAGAAGGCUCUUGUUGAUCUCCGCACCCUCCAUACGCGUAAUCCGAUCGGAGGAGCUCGUGUCGGCACCCCGCUCAUUGCCUGCCAAAUCAAUGAGCGAGAAUUUGCCAAACAACUUGUUCGUGCCUCGGCGUUUGAGAAUUAGCUGAAAGACAGCGUGUGACCGACUUGAGUGCUGGUUUGCGGAGGUUAUUCCCGAUGUUCGACUAUCAGCUCCGUGUUUAAGAAGUCUGAGAACAUCUUCAACAGAAUGCACCGGUUCAUGACGAAGACCCACAACUUGUACCUGGUUCUUGCCAUCUUCCAGUACGCGCAGCUUCGUCUUCUUGUUGAGAAGAUCGAAAACCUUACCACUGUAGAUCUCAAAGAAGGCGGCAUCCACGCACAAAUCUUCAUGGCAGUAUUUGGUCACAUUCAAGUGGAAAACAUCCCGUGCUAA